This is a messenger RNA of Saprolegnia parasitica CBS 223.65, 1173 nucleotides long. RefSeq lists its product as hypothetical. Bases 53 to 1126 code for a protein of 357 amino acids. Gene Ontology annotation, molecular function: glycosyltransferase activity. Lineage: Eukaryota; Oomycota; Saprolegniomycetes; Saprolegniales; Saprolegniaceae. The transcript has a single exon. The record is from RefSeq and is a predicted model, not a curated record.
UCUGUCACGUUUAUAGACAAAGAACUUAGCGUUGUGCAGUUGUCACGCCGCCAUGAGCCGUACACGACGCGUGCAGCCGUGCCUAGCGCUCGUCCUUCUCAUGGCUCUCUGCACGCUCAUGCUGGAGCUCCAAGUCGGCAUGGACAAUUUGUUUGUGGCGUCCGUCGCGCUCUCGGCAACGACGUCGCUGCAACGCCUCAACGAGUCCGAGUCUGCACCGACUGCUGCUACCAUUGAACCCAAUGCGAGUGUCGCGGCGCCGAUCGCAACGGCAGCGCCAACUGCGCUGACGACGACGGCGACAGUAGAGAAGCGAGCGCCAACAACGGAGGCACUUGCACCACCGCCGACGCCAGGCAAACUGGCUUACAUGCUCUACGCGACCGACGCGAUCACUGCGUGCAGCGCCCUCAUCAUGGCCGACAGCAUUCGACGUCUCGGUACACCUGCGUCUGUGGACGUCGCCGUCCUCGUCACGGGCUCGAUCUCCCAACACAUCCACGACGCCCUCACCGCCGGCGGGCUCGUCGUCCUUCCCGUCCCGUCGUGGCGUCAGCCCAGUGCGCCCCACGACACGUGGGUCGAGUCGCUUACAAAGCUGCGCAUCUUUGAAGAGCACGGCUACGAUCGGGUCAUCUACCUCGACUCGGAUGCGUGGCUCCACCGCAAUUUGGACCAUUUGUUCUACCUCGGCGAGGCGGUGUUUUGGGCGCCGAGGGCGUACUGGCUCAACCAGCCGUUCAUCGCGUCGACGCUUCUCGUGGUAACCCCUUCGAACGCUCUAUUUCGUCGUCUCGAGACGACCGUGGCAGAGCACCCGGGACAGGAAAUGUACGACAUGGAUGCUCUCAACACGGCGUUCAAGAACGAGUACGGCAUGCUUCCGAGCCACUACGUGUUUCUCAAUUCCGAAGUCAACAACGACAAGACGUUUGGGUUUGCAUCGGUCGACGAGCGCAUCAACAAGACGUACGUGCACCACUACUCGAUGAUGGACAACGGCGGGUACGGGAAACCGUGGCGCAUGAACCGCCACGUCAUCGCACGCAAGCCCGAGUGGCACCCGCUCUUUUACAAACUCUUUGAAAUGUACUUUGAGCGCCAAGACGCCUUGUGCCACUUUUAACAAGGUCGACUCUAUAUGGCCUGUCGUCUAAACGGACGGACCCUUGA